Brenthis ino (lesser marbled fritillary) is the source of this 3159-nucleotide messenger RNA. The record is from the annotation of a GenBank genome assembly. NCBI's taxonomy places the organism in Eukaryota, Metazoa, Arthropoda, Insecta, Lepidoptera, Nymphalidae.
AUGGCUUCUGACGAGUCAGAUGAUGAACCUCUGUCUAAUUUGGCGGCUGCCAAGAAAAAAGACCCCGAUAAUUUUGAUUAUGAACCACCAAGUGAGAGUAGUGAUGAGGAACCAAAGAAGAAGAAAAAGAAAGAACCACCGGCAAAAAAACUAGGCGUGACGAUAAAAUUUCAUCGAAAAUUAAACAAUAUGAUAGGACCUGGGGUAAUAGAGAGACCGGCGGAUGUGUGGCUUUAUUUAAAGGAUCUUAACCCAACAGGGCCUUAUAGUUGUUUAUUGUGUUCAGAUUGGUUUAUAAAUAGGUCAAAAAUGAUAUUACAUUAUGCACUAAAUCAUAAGAAAGAUUUUUGUGGUAUUUGCAGAUACUUUGUACCGGAUAGAGAUGCUUGGUGGGAACAUGAAAAAUUCCAUUCACCAUGGCCUUGUUCCCAAUGUGUGGAGACAUUUCCAUCAGAAGUCUUGCUACGUAACCACCUUAGUAGUGUUCAUAAUUUAGUGCAUUGCAGACUCUGCCAUUUUAGAGUCACAGCAGAUGAAAAUUACAGUUCACAUUUGUUUCAAAAGCACAAUGUAACUAAUGCUUCUUGUCAAAACGAUGAUCUAUUUUGGCAAUUAGAUUAUGAUGGAGAUGAGAAAUUUAUGUGCUCUCUGUGCUCAAAAACAGACUUAUUGUCUUCCACGUUUUUUGGACAUUUCAUGGGCUAUCAUCAUUUUACUCUUAAAUGUUUGACCAAUGUCAUUGCCGGAAAAAGCACCCCAUUUACAGUAGAUGGUGCUGAUGUUACUGACCGUUUUAUUAAUGAACAACUAAAAGGACAUGUAAGGCUUGGUUAUGUUGAUUUAACACCAAAAAAUGAACCACCUGCUGGAAAUGUAAAGGUUGUACCUGUUGAAAUUGUUAUGCCUAGUGUUAAAAAAGAGGUUCAGAGUGAUGCUGAAGAACAGAAUAAAGCAGUUAGAGCAGAGGUAGUAACAAAAGAUGAGAACAGUCAGGGUACUGAAGUAUUAGAUUAUAAAGGUGAAGAAGAUUUUGAUGUUACAGUAACAGAAAUGAUUAUUAUUGAACGAUCCUACUUUGACUAUAUAAAUCAGCUCCUUUCUAGUGUUAGUGAAGAUAAAGUACCUGAAAUAUCUCAUAUUGAGUAUGAUAAGCUUAAAUCAGAUUAUCUAAACAAUGUAAAAUGUCCGCUAUGUAAAACUAAAUUGGAAACAGUACAGUCAUUUGCGACACAUAUGAACAAAAUGCACAGUGUCAAAUCGGUGCCUUUGUAUUCCUGUCGGGUUUGUGCAGCAACUUUUGAUACUUACAAUGAUUUAACAAUUCAUAUUGCCAGUGAGUUUGCUGAUUUUGAUGACCUAUGGAUAUGUCAGUUUUGUGACAAGGAAUUUGAUAACCGUGAGUCAACUAGACAGCAUUUAACAGAGCAUUACAACUGUUUAGAUUAUGAAAAUUGUUUUAGUCCACAUGUAGGGUUCAAGUGCAAGUAUUGUUCAACAUUGUUCUGGAAUGAGCCAGACAGAGAAACGCAUCAGAUAAGAGUGCAUUACAAUAAAUACAAGGAAUACUUUUAUAAAUGUGAACCCUGUUCUAAAACUUUUGGUGAUAAGGUAUGGUACUUACAUCACUACAUAGAGAAGCAUUGUGAAGACGACGACAAGGCAUAUCUUGUCAAGUGUUGUCUUUGCUGCAUAGUUUUAUCAGAUGUGGACGAGAUGAGGAGUCACUUUGCAUCAAACCACCCAGAGGUCCGCAAGUUGUAUUGUUCCCUGGAACCAUGCCUGUAUAAGCCUUUGAGUCACAGGAAGUCAUUUAAACUUCAUGUGAAGAUGAUCCACGGCACUCCCAAGCCAGAGAAAACAGUCCACUGCAACGUGUGCCAGCGAGAGUUUGCCAGCUCACGCGCGUGCGCGACCCACAUGGCGCAAGUGCACGGACCCGGCAAGUUCAAGUGUAAACUGUGUAAAGAAGUGCUGCAGACUGUUGAUGAGAGAAAACUCCACUACCUCCUCCGCCAUCCCGGACGUCAUCCCUUCGAGUGUGUAGACUGCGGGAAGUCCUUCCAGUACAAAUCGUCGCUAUACAUGCACAGACAGGACCACCAGCCGAACAAACAGACAUACACUUGCAGUUAUUGUGGAAAAUCGUUUGCGAAGAAGGACUCGUACCGCGAGCACGUACAGAUCCACGAGGGCCCGCGCCACGCGUGCUCGUACUGCCCCAUGCGCUUCGUGCAGCGCUCCAACAUGCUGCGCCACGAGCGCCGCCACACCGGCGAGCGCCCCUACCGCUGCGCGCACUGCCCCCGCUCCUUCGCGGACAAGGGCGCCUGCACCGCGCACACCAGAACACAUUCAAAAGACACGUCCUACGCGUGUCUGUACUGCGGGCAGACGUUCGUGCAGAAGUCCAAACUGACAUAUCAUAUUCGCAAACACACAGGAGAAAAUCUAGAAGCGUGUCCGGUGUGUUCCAAGCUGUUCACGAGCGCGUGCUCGUUGCGCGAGCACAUGAAGACGCACGUGGAGAAGAGAGCAGUUGUUAAGUGUCCGCUGUGUGAUAAAGGUUACCAGGACGAGCGCUACAUGCUGCGGCACCUGCGCACGUCGCACACGCGCUCGCAGUUCAGCUGCCCGCUCUGCCAGAAGCUGCUGACGAGCGCGGCGGGACUGCGACACCAUGUCAUCACCCAUAGCCCGCUCAAUACUUUUAGAUGCAAAUGCUGCCCAAAAUCAUAUGCAGUUAAGCGUACUAUCGUCAAACAUCUGAGGAAACGUCAUGGCUUGAAAGGCGGCGAAUUAAACCUAAAAGAUUUUUAUACUCGGUUAGAGCCCAGAGAAUGCCAGUUGGACUUAGACGAAGCUACGAUGACCACUAUAUUCGGACCCCCCAAGAAAACGAUGCCAGAAGUACUGAUAGCUGACUUUGUAACAUUCUCUAAGAAGAUUUCGUUUGCACAGAAUGUGGAGAAUAAUAAUACUGAUGACACCGAAGAUGAUAAUGAUGCAGCCAAAGAAAGUGAUAAUGUCAGUAACAGCGAGCAAGAAGAGCAGCCACCUCCACAGAUAAAACAAGAAGUUGUCAGUGGUGGUGAAGAAGAACUAGAACCAACUGACUUUGUCAGUGUCAAAAUAGAAUCCAUGGAAGAUGAGAAUAUGGAA